AUGCCGCUCUGUCUCACCUUCAUCGACCCGAAGAAGGCCCUUGACUCAGUUGAGACGGAAGCGGUCGUGGAAGCCUUGGACAACCGAGGCGUCCCUACUCAGUACAUGAAGGUACUUCGAGAGUUGUACAGCAUCCUCGAGAACGCAAGGCGAAAGUUGGAAUGGGACGACAUGGGAGUGAAGAUUGACGGUCGGCAGUUACACCAUUUGCGCUUCGCUGAUAACAUCGUACUGAUAACACCCAGCAUCAGCCAAGCGGAACGAAUGCUGACCGAAUUUGACGAAACAUGUGGAUGCAUCGGUCUUUAG
Necator americanus (New World hookworm) is the source of this 309-nucleotide messenger RNA. RefSeq lists its product as uncharacterized. The transcript has 2 exons. The record is from RefSeq and is a predicted model, not a curated record. Lineage: Eukaryota; Metazoa; Nematoda; Chromadorea; Rhabditida; Ancylostomatidae. Bases 1 to 309 code for a protein of 102 amino acids.